AUAUGCCUCUUCAUGUCCGCCGGAGCAGUGACCCAGCAUUAACUGGCCUCUCCACGUCGGUCAGUGAGAAUAACUUUUCAUCUGAGGAGCCCUCCAGAAAAAACCCCACCCGUUGGUCCACGACAGCCGGCUUCCUCAAGCAGAACACCACUGGAAGUCCCAAGGCCUGCAAUAGGAAGAAAGAUGAAAACUACAGGAGCCUCCCAAGGGAUCCUGGUGGCUGGUCCAACCAGUUCCAGAGAGACAACACCCGCUCCUCUCUGAGUGCCACCCACCCAAUGGUGGACCGGUGGCUGGAAAAGCAAGAUCAGGAUGAGGAUGGGGCAGAAGAAGACAACAGCCGGGUGGAGCCAGUUGGACACGCUGAUACUGGUGUGGAGAAUAUGCCCCACUUUUCUCUAGAUGAUAUGGUAAAGCUCGUACAAGUCCCCAACGAUGGCGGGCCUCUGGGAAUCCAUGUAGUGCCUUUCAGUGCUCGAGGCGGCAGAACCCUGGGGUUAUUAGUAAAACGAUUGGAGAAAGGUGGUAAAGCUGAGCAAGAAAAUCUUUUCCAUGAGAAUGAUUGCAUUGUAAGGAUUAAUGAUGGCGACCUUCGAAACAGAAGAUUUGAGCAAGCACAGCAUAUGUUCCGCCAAGCCAUGCGUACUCCCAUCAUUUGGUUCCACGUGGUCCCUGCAGCAAAUAAAGAGCAGUAUGAACAACUUUCCCAAAUCGAGAAGAACAACUACUCCUCCAGCCGCUUCAGCCCUGACAGCCACUACCUGGACAACAGGAGUAUGGCCAGCACUGGGCCUCAUGCACUGCCUAGAGCACCCAGACUGAACCAUCCAGCAGAGCAACUGGACAUUCACCCCCGACUACCUCAUAGCACUCACCCCUCCACCAAGCCCCCCACGGCCCCAGCUCUCGCUCCGCAGAAUGUACUCAGUACUAGUGUGGGCAGUGCGUACAAUACCAAAAAAGUAGGCAAGAGACUCAACAUUCAGCUUAAAAAAGGUACAGAAGGCCUUGGGUUCAGCAUCACUUCCCGAGAUGUGACCAUUGGUGGUUCAGCUCCCAUUUAUGUGAAAAACAUCCUCCCACGUGGUGCUGCCAUUCAGGAUGGCAGGCUCAAGGCAGGGGACCGGCUCAUAGAGGUCAAUGGAGUAGAUUUAGCAGGCAAGUCCCAGGAAGAAGUUGUUUCCCUGUUAAGAAGCACCAAAAUGGAGGGGACCGUAAGCCUUCUGGUCAUUCGCCAGGAAGACGCCUUCCACCCAAGGGAACUGAAUGCAGAGCCAAGCCAGAUGCAGAUUCCAAAAGAAACGAAAGCCGAAGAUGAUGACAUUGUUCUCACACCAGAUGGCACCCGGGAGUUUCUGACUUUUGAAGUUCCACUCAAUGACUCUGGAUCUGCAGGGCUUGGUGUCAGUGUCAAAGGGAACCGGUCCAAAGAGAAUCAUGCGGAUUUGGGAAUCUUUGUUAAGUCCAUUAUUAAUGGCGGAGCUGCAUCCAAAGAUGGAAGGCUGCGGGUGAAUGACCAGCUGAUAGCUGUUAAUGGGGAGUCUCUGCUGGGCAAAGCCAACCAGGAAGCCAUGGAGACCCUGCGGCGGUCCAUGUCCACUGAGGGCAACAAGCGUGGUAUGAUCCAGCUCAUUGUGGCCAGGCGGAUCAGCAAGUGCAAUGAGCUGAGGUCACCUGGGAGCCCUGCUGGACCUGAGCUACCCAUUGAAACAGUGUUGGAUGACCGAGAGCGGAGGAUCUCCCAUUCUCUCUACAGUGGGAUAGAGGGGCUGGAUGAGUCGCCCACAAGGAAUGCUGCACUCAGCAGGAUAAUGGGUGAGUCAGGUAAAUGCCAGCUGUCCCCCACAGUGAAUAUGCCACAUGAUGACACUGUCAUGAUUGAAGAUGACAGACUGCCUGUGCUUCCUCCUCACCUCUCUGACCAGUCCUCUUCCAGCUCCCAUGAUGACGUGGGGUUCGUGAUGACAGAGGCCGGCACGUGGGCCAAGGCUGCCAUCAGUGACUCAGCUGACUGCUCUUUGAGUCCAGAUGUUGAUCCAGUUCUUGCUUUUCAACGAGAAGGAUUUGGACGUCAGAGUAUGUCAGAAAAACGCACAAAGCAAUUUUCAGAUGCCAGUCAAUUGGAUUUCGUUAAAACACGAAAAUCAAAAAGCAUGGAUUUAGGUAUAGCUGACGAGACUAAACUCAAUACAGUGGAUGACCAGAAAGCAGGCUCCCCCAGUAGAGAUGUGGGACCUUCCUUGGGUCUGAAGAAGUCCAGCUCCCUAGAGAGUCUGCAGACUGCAGUCGCUGAGGUGACCCUGAAUGGGAACAUUCCUUUCCACCGCCCGAGACCACGCAUCAUCAGAGGAAGGGGCUGCAACGAGAGCUUCCGAGCCGCCAUUGACAAGUCUUAUGAUAAGCCCAUGGUAGAUGAUGACGAUGAAGGCAUGGAGACCUUGGAAGAAGACACAGAAGAAAGUUCAAGGUCAGGGAGGGAGUCUGUGUCCACAGCCAGCGAUCAGCCUUCCUACUCUCUGGAGAGACAGAUGAAUGGGAACCCAGAGAAAGGAGACAAGACAGAUAGAAAAAAGGACAGAACUGGAAAAGAGAAGAAAAAAGAUCGAGAGAAGGAGAAGGAGAAGUUGAAAGCCAAGAAAGGAAUGCUGAAGGGCUUGGGAGACAUGUUCAGGUUUGGCAAACAUCGGAAAGAUGACAAGAUUGAGAAAAUGGGUAGAAUAAAAAUCCAGGAUUCCUUCACGUCGGAAGAGGACAGGAUGCGGAUGAAGCAAGAGCAGGAGAGGAUUCAAGCCAAAACUCGAGAAUUUAGGGAGCGGCAGGCUCGAGAACGGGACUAUGCUGAAAUUCAAGAUUUCCAUCGGACCUUUGGCUGUGAUGACGACUUGCUGUACCGGGGCAUGUCAUCCUAUGAAGGCUGCCUGGCUCUCGGCAACAGACCCCAGAGCCCAAGAGAAGGGCACUUGAUGGACACUUUGUAUGCUCAAGUGAAGAAGCCACGGAGCUCCAAACCCUCCCCUGGGGACAGCAACCGAUCAGCUCCUAGCAACCAUGACCGGAUACAGCGUCUAAGGCAAGAGUUUCAGCAAGCCAAGCAGGACGAGGAUGUGGAAGAUCGGCGGCGUACCUACAGCUUUGAGCAACCUUGGCCCAGCUCACGGCCAGCUGCACAGAGCGGUCGACACUCAGUGUCAGUAGAGGUUCAAGUGCAACGGCAAAGGCAGGAGGAACGAGAGAGCUUCCAGCAGGCUCAGCGCCAGUACAGCUCGCUGCCCAGGCAAAGCAGGAAGAAUGCCAGCUCUGUCUCACAGGACUCCUGGGAACAGAACUAUGCCCCUGGUGAAGGCUUCCAGAGUGCCAAGGAGAACCCCAGGUAUUCCAGCUACCAGGGCUCGAGGAACGGCUACCUGGGCGGGCAUGGCUUCAAUGCCAGGGUCAUGCUGGAGACCCAGGAGCUGCUCCGCCAGGAGCAGAGGCGGAAAGAGCAACAGCUGAAGCCCCCAGCCGACGGGGUCAGGGGGCCCUUCCGGCAAGAUGUGCCUCCAUCCCCCUCGCAGGUGGCCAGGCUGAACAGACUGCAGACACCUGAGAAGGGGCGGCCUUUCUAUUCCUGAGCUCAAACGAGGAUGGCUGUGCAUCAUGUCAUGCAAUAAAGGACAUUUUCCUAUGAAGACUUGUGUUCUGGGAGUUUUUUAAACCCUUGAUGGUACUACAGAACACUUCUGUUGCUCAUAUCAGUGCCUUUAAGCAGCAUGGGCAAAGAAACGGAAGGCCUUAAUAUCUUUGCCACUGCAUCUCAACGUGUCUCGUGGAAGGAUUCCUACUCCUGACAAUCAUGUGUUCGAGGCAUUGCCUGCCAGCCUCUCUGCAGUACCCGGAACUUCACUUCAUCCCUAAGAUGCCCAUGACUUGGUUGACAUUGCUCCACCUCAGAGAGGGAUCCUAAGGCUGGGGGUGUUGCUGACCCCUUUCCCUCUGGGCUUUCAGCUGUGGGGCCACCUCUCAGUCUCUGGUGGUUGAAAGUGAGGGGUAUGCCCCAGGAAUUGGGACUCAACAGGACUUUAUAGCAGGAUUGUUUCCUGUUCUCUAAAUCAUCUGGGUUUCCCUCUUUCUUAAGCUUCUUGGAUCACAGAGAUUCUGCCCUGGUGGUGAAGAAGCGGAGCCAUUUGAAAUGCUGUUUUGUUGGGGGGACUUUCCAACUGCCUUAUAGCCUACCCUUAACAUGAUGAUUCUAGUCCAUUUAUAAAUACAUUUGUUCAGUCUAGCUCCUGAACAAGGGAUGUGGGAGCAGUCUGGAUGUCUGCGGGGGUGGGAACAGAGAGAGUCCCCCAGGAAGAGUGAAGGCCAGUCAUUAUUUUAAUUAAUUUUUUGUUGUGACAGGUUGGCAAGAGAGUUCCACAGAGUGGAACAGGAAAGCUCAGUCAUUUGGGAUUCUAAAAUUUGAUCUCAAUGCAGGUUUUGAGCUUGGCUGGAAUCAGUAUUUGUCUCCCAAACUUACAUGCUGUAACCCUGCCUAGUGAGGUCACUCCUACACUCACAUGCCGUGCCCCUGCCUGGUGAGGUCACAUUACGAAUUCUGCUGUGAAACAUAAAAGACAAAGAAGAGAAGAGCCGUCUUGCAUCUCCCAGAGAACAUUUUGGUGUCCCCAAACAACGCUAACAAAAGUUGGAUUUUGCAUCCAUAUUUUCAUGCAUGCAUGUGUCGUGAGGCCUUCUGAUGAGUUCCCACUGUUCAUCUGUUGGUCUGAAGACCCUGUAUUGUAAACUGUGGCUGGAUUGCUAAAGUGCCUGGGAACCGCGAUGUGAAAAA
Molecule: messenger RNA, 4807 nt
Organism: Nannospalax galili (Upper Galilee mountains blind mole rat)
Lineage: Eukaryota; Metazoa; Chordata; Mammalia; Rodentia; Spalacidae
Gene: Pard3
Product: par-3 family cell polarity regulator
Biological process (GO): intracellular protein localization; microtubule cytoskeleton organization; establishment of cell polarity
Cellular component (GO): apical junction complex; apical plasma membrane; cell cortex
Molecular function (GO): protein binding; phosphatidylinositol binding
Source: RefSeq, a predicted model, not a curated record